This is a messenger RNA of Bactrocera dorsalis (oriental fruit fly), 2905 nucleotides long. RefSeq lists its product as uncharacterized. NCBI's taxonomy places the organism in Eukaryota, Metazoa, Arthropoda, Insecta, Diptera, Tephritidae. The transcript has 5 exons. The coding region runs from base 244 to 813 and encodes 189 amino acids. The record is from RefSeq and is a predicted model, not a curated record.
UUUGACUGCAAUGGAAAAUUUAUUUCAGAUAGUAUUUGUUUCCUGCGUUUGAGUUUUUUUAUUAAAUUUUUUUUUUCGUUUCAUAAAUGUGUAAUUAUGGCAACACUUAUUUCUGUCAACACGGAACACUUUUGUUUCUGCAUGCAGUGAAAUUUGUCUAAAAUAUAAAAGCAAAUAUCUAAAUAAUUACUGAAAAAUAAAUAUGUAGAAACAAUGUAGUGAAGGCUGAUCACAAUUAAAAAGAUGGCUGAAAUGAAGGACGCUAAGUUAAAAAAGGAUAAAAUAAGGCGGCGGGUAAAACCUAAUAAGAAAUGGACAGAAGAAGAAGUGGGACAAGUUCUUAACUAUUUGCAGGAGCAUCCGUCGUUUGAAAUGCCUUCUGCACAAAUUUUUUACAAAAAAUUACUAUUAGAAACAGGAAUCUCAGCAGAUUGGAAUUUAGUUCGGUGGAAAGUACGCAACAUGCGCACCGCAUACAACAAAGCAGAGCAGUGGAGAAAUGGGACAGGCGUCGGCCUGUUAGAGGAACAAGGUAUCGAAAGUAUUGAUCAAAAACUGAGCAAGAUGUGUCCCCAUUAUAAGCGAUUGCAGAGCAUAUUUUUUAAGAGCAAAUCGGCAGACUCGACACAGUACGUGUUCCAGUCCGAAGAUGGUACAACUAAUCAUGGUGAAUGUGAAAUUAUUCAGCAGAGCGAAUAUGGCAGUGGUAGUAUGUUCGUUGACGAAAUUGCGACAACGACUGAAAGCGAACAUGAUAAUGUAUUUUAUACGUUGCCGAAUGAUAUCGAAAUUGCAACACCAGUUUCUUCUUAAUGAGCUCAAAAUAUAAAUGACAACAAGGCAGUAGAAUUCGCUGAAAAAAUGAGGAAAUCGGCACCGAAAACAGCAAUUAGCGAAUUAUCUGCACUACAAUCGGAAAGAAAUGAGCUACAAAUGCAACGCUUAGAAUUAGAAAAGGAGAAACACAGAGACUACAUGGAAAGGGAGGAAAAACGGAUAAGUAUAGAAAAGGAAAAGUUUGUUUUUGUUUAUUAAAUUUAUUUUUAACUUAAAAAACUUGUACUGUUACUAGUCAAACAUCAUAUGGUAUAAACCUUGUCUCUUCAUUUCGAUUUCCUGUCGGGUAUUAGUUUGGAAUUCUUCUUCUGGUUGGUUUGGUUCUCGAUUUUCUUGAUCGACAAAUAUUGUCUCUAUUUCCUUUUGGUUUAAUAAAAUAUUGUGCAAAAUGCAGCAGACUCGAAACCAAUCACAACAAAAUUUGUGACUUUCUCUGUUUUGAAUUCGCAUUCUGAGCUCCUUUAGACUACCAAAUUUCUCUUUUAACAACCCAAAACAAUUUUCAAUUCGUACGCGAUACUUACUAUGGCGUCGAUUAAAUUCGUUGCCAUAUAUCAUAAUAAAAUUUUAUAGAAAUUAAGCAUUGACUGUGAAACGCAAACGACUGCUCAGUUUGCAACAAUGCUUAGCUAAGAUUUUAUUUAGGCACAAUUUAACCCAUUUAGACCUGAAACUAUUUUUUUUAAUUGAAGUGUUUUGUGUCUAUUUUUAUUAGUCCUAGGGUAUCACAGAACGCAAAAAAAAAAUGUUUAAAAAAAUUACAUUUCUACAGGUUAGGUAGAAAAGGUCGUAUCGUAUGUGAUACAGUAGGCUCAUAUAUAUGCCAUAAUACCAAAGUUAGCAGAGAAGUUAUUUAUUGUUAAAAUUAUAAUUAUAUGUUAUAUUAUACGUUAUUUUUUAGUAUGAUAAGCUAGAAAACAGUUGACAUGUAAACCAACAUCGCACUUGAUGCAUCUUGCAGGACACAAUCGAUGACAUAACCCACACCUAGUCCUUUUAUUUUCCGGCUGAUUGAUUGCAUAGUGACCUAUAUUAUCAAACCUGGCAUCAGUAGUAAGUGAUGAUGGUCUACUCGGCCCUGGUUUACUUCUCAGCCUAUUAGACUCUAUAAGUGCAAUUGCUACACGGCGUCUGAAUGUUAACAUAUCCAUGCCACCGCCAUUGUAUCUGAGUAGAAGCCAAGCGUUUUGGAGUGGCAUAUCAACACACUGCAAGAUGAGGGGCAUAUACCACUUCUUACCACGAAUACUUGUUCUGAGUGAUGAUAUGUUUUGGUCUGACAGAUCUCCACCUCCCAUGUUCUGAUUGUACUGGUGUAUCAAAUGUGGCUGAGAAACGGUUAUUUUCUUUUUCUCUUUUUGAGAAUACUGAUCUGUUUUGUGCAACGGGGUUAUACCAACCGCAUUUGAGCAAACUGUCACCAUGCUAUUAUCAUGCCAUUUACAAAUUAUAAUAUCAUCGCAUACACGACAGUCGAAAAAUCCCCUAUCCUUCUUUUCAGCUCUUUAUUUCCUAAUAAAGGGCAAUUACUGGUCCUAUUUUCUCUUAUAGUCCCGGUUACUCGUAUGUUUCUCUUUGUUAGUUCUUCAAUCAAUGGCAGUCCAGUAAAAAAAUUAUCUAUAAACAAAUGGUAAUUUCCUCCGAGAUUUAGUUUGCUAAGUAUAUCAGUAUAUGUGAGAACUACACUGGCACCAAGACCCAAUUCCGCGUACUGAGAGUUCAAAUUAGUGGUUGCACCUUGAUAUGGCUCAAACCAUAAUAUAUAGCCACUUGAUGUCGCGCUCACCCAAAGUUUGAAACCAUACCUUAUCGGUUUCCCACGUAUAAAUUGCUUGCAUCCAUGUCGUCCAAAGUAUGGCACCAUAGCCUCAUCAACACUAUGAUUUUCUUUGUGUGGACAAUGUCUCAAAAAUUCUUCGGAUAUUUUUUUCAUAAGUGGACGUACUUUAGCAAAUUUGUCAGAUUUAUUUAAUUGUAAAUUAUCAGCACAGUGCAUAUUUGAAAAAUGACUGAAAAUCUGUCACGAGAUAAUGCACUGACAAUAAGAUCAUUUUUCGUAUCAGGUGAA